Molecule: messenger RNA, 2153 nt
Organism: Galleria mellonella (greater wax moth)
Lineage: Eukaryota; Metazoa; Arthropoda; Insecta; Lepidoptera; Pyralidae
Product: KIF-binding protein-like
Molecular function (GO): protein binding
Source: RefSeq, a predicted model, not a curated record
ACGUCAAAUAACUGUCAAUGUCUAUCUAUAUAAAUAACUAAACUAUGUAAUAACAAUUCUAAAUAAACACUAAACCUGCAAUUAAAAGUUAGAAAAAAAUAUAUUUAUUUGAUUUUCAAGUAUAUCUAUUGUUACCCAAUUCUCUCCGAUACUAAAUAAAAAGUACUUAAAAGAUGAUUGUUACAGCAGAAAUGACAGAAAAGGAAAUUAUAAAUGAUUUUAAAGAGAAUUACGGUAAAGUACGUAAACUACUAGACGAAGACAGCAAAAAUGAUCCGGAAAACGAACCUUAUUUGUCCAAAUACAAAGCGAAAGAAAUAUUAAAUAAUAUGCGUGAAUGUCUUGGUAAUGUGGCAGAUAGGGAUAAUUUGGACAAAAUUAAGCUCGAGGCCAUGUUAGGAGCUGUCUUAUUGAAUAUUGGGAUUAUUGAUAUGGAGACAGAGGACUUUCCGUCCAGUGAGAAAGUGUUAAUGGAGGCAGUGGAUCUAUUGACACAGAAUUGUGGAAAGCCGGAGAUUGUAACGACUUUAAUAAAUGUCUAUAAUAAUUUAGGUAUUCUGUGGUCUAGUAGAGAUGAACCAGAGAAAGCAAAAAGCUUUUUAAUUAUGGCUAAAGAGUUGUAUGAGACAUUUAAAUGUACUUUAGAGAUGCCCCUACCUAUAGAGCAUAUAAUCACUAAUUCUGGUGAAGCAUAUGUUGGUGAUUUUAUGUUGCUGGAGAAAGCGCAUACAUUGACACUGUAUUACUUGGCUCAGGUAUUUGGAUCUUUGAAAGAGAAUCUCAAGUCUGCUGUUUAUUGCCAUGUCACAUUGAGAAGGCAACUUCAGUACUCUGAUUAUGAACCAAUUGACUGGUCUUUGAAUUCUGCAACAUUAUCUCAGUUUUUUGCAGAGCAAAAUGGUUUUCAGUCUAGACACCAUUUGGCUGCAGCAUCAACAGUUUUAGAAAAAUAUGAAGAAAAACUGAGGGAGGAUGACAGUAAUGAUGAAGUGUCUCUGGCUAAAUUAGAAACUUUUAAGCACAGGUCUGCUGAUGUUGCACGCUGUUGGGCUAAAUAUUGCUUGUUACUCAUGACUGCUUCAAAGGCAAGACUCAUGAAUGAUGCAGAAAGAAUGACUGAAGCUAUCACAGAUAUGUCUAACUUGACGUUAGAAGACACUGAAAAUAUUUGUGGGGGUGAUAUGAAGACUUUAAUCUUUCCAGACAUUGAUGUAUCAAAAUAUGAAAGCAAAAUAGGAGACAAAUAUUUAUUGACAUACCAAGAUGCACGCGAAGUAUUCUUAAGUUGUCAAACGUGGUUAAACAAAGCAAAAGAGUAUUAUAAACUUGAUAGUCUGGCUUCUGAUUAUAUUGAACUUGUACAAGAUAGUUCACAAUCCUAUAGCUAUUUAGCAUUCUUUGAAGAAGACGAUGAAAGAAGAGCUAAAAUGCAUAAACGCCGCAUUGAUAUGCUCAAAGAUUUGAUAAAGGAAAUUAAUCCGACAUACUACUUACAGUACUGCAGGCAGCUAUGGUUUGAACUUGGCGAAGUAUAUUCUGAUAUUUUAAAUAUAAAAUUGGACAAAGUAAAUAAAAAUAAAGAGAAGCCAACACCACAUGCUCUGAAGAAAGUGAACAUGCUAUGUGAGAAAAGCAUAGAGAACUAUGAUAAAUUUUUAAAUUCUGUCAAAGACAAAAAUGGUCAGAUGCCGAGGAAACUUGAAUUUGAGCUUAUACGGCCUGUUAUAAGUGCUUACGCGUUUAUUGGUAGGAAUAGUAUGAAAAGGAUAGCUGUAGACAAAAAUAUUCAAUUAUGUCAUGUUCAAAAAAGUUAUGAUUCAUACAAUGCAGUGGUUGAGAUAUGUAGCAAUGAUAGGGAUGCUGCUGCUAUGAUGCAUGAAGAGUACAGUUUAUGCCAGGAGAUGGUCAACAUACUACCAAUUAAAAUAAAAAAACUUCAAACUGAAUUGGUCGCUACAUAAAUAAAAUAUUCAAACAUUUACUGUUGAAUUGUAAAGAUCUCAUAUUUGUUACGAAGUCCAUCAGGUUUUGAGGCUUAAGCUGUUUAACAUUUUUCAUGUUAUGCUUUUUUUAAUUUGAUGCAAUAUUUAUACAGAUAUUUUUUUGUAUUGUAUGUAGGCCUCUUAAGCAAAUUAUAUUGUGUGAAAUAUGAA